GGGGGUCGGCGCGGCCUCCUGCUCCUCCUCCUCCACGCCGCCUCCGGGCUUGCCCCGCACCCCCCCCAGCCUCAGUUUCCCCCUGAGAAGAACUGCAGUCUUCGUUCGAUAACCGUGGCUAAAGCCCUACUUACUGAGCGCUUACGGGGGUGCCGAGCACUGUACUAAGCGCCCCCCCACUUCCGGCUACGUGAGACGGGCUCCUGGCGGUACCGUGUGGUUGGCGUGGGAGGUGGGGGGUGCCAAGAUGCAGGGCGGUAAAGGGUUUAACCCGGAGAAGCAGAACCAUGCCCCCCGCAAGUUGCACCACCAGCCGCCCAUGCCCGCCAACGGGCAGCAGGCCAACAGCCAGAAGCGGCUGUGUACCCUGUUCCCGUCGGACGAGGGGCUGACCGUGGACCUGAAGAACUUCCGCAAGCCGGGCGAGAAGACGUUCACCCAGCGCAGCCGCCUCUUCGUGGGCAACCUGCCGCCGGACAUCACGGAGGAGGAGAUGCGCAAGCUGUUCGAGAAGUACGGCAAGGCCGGCGAGGUCUUCAUCCACAAGGACAAGGGCUUCGGCUUCAUCCGCCUGGAGACGCGGACGCUGGCGGAGAUCGCCAAGGUGGAGCUGGACAACAUGCCGCUGCGCGGGAAGCAGCUGCGGGUGCGCUUCGCCUGCCACAGCGCCUCCCUCACCGUCCGCAACCUGCCGCAGUUCGUGUCCAACGAGCUGCUGGAGGAGGCCUUCUCCGUCUUCGGCCAGGUGGAGCGCGCCGUGGUCAUCGUCGACGACCGCGGCCGGCCCUCGGGCAAGGGCAUCGUCGAGUUCUCGGGCAAGCCCGCCGCCCGCAAGGCCCUCGACCGCUGCAGCGAGGGCUCCUUCCUGCUCACCUCGUUCCCCCGGCCCGUGACGGUGGAGCCGAUGGACCAGUUGGAUGACGAGGAGGGGCUGCCCGAGAAGCUCGUCAUAAAGAACCAGCAGUUUCACAAGGAGCGAGAGCAGCCGCCCCGCUUCGCCCAGCCCGGCUCGUUCGAGUACGAGUACGCCAUGCGCUGGAAGGCGCUCAUCGAGAUGGAGAAGCAGCAGCAGGACCAGGUGGACCGCAACAUCAAGGAGGCCCGCGAGAAGCUGGAGAUGGAGAUGGAGACGGCCCGCCACGAGCACCAGGUCAUGCUCAUGCGGCAGGACCUGAUGCGGCGCCAGGAGGAGCUGAGACGGAUGGAGGAGCUGCACAACCAGGAGGUGCAGAAGCGCAAGCAGCUGGAGCUCAGGCAGGAGGAAGAGCGUCGGCGGAGGGACGAGGACAUCCGGCGCCAGCAGGAAGAGCUGAUGAGGAGGCAGCAGGAGGGCUACAAAGGAAACUUCCCCGAUGUGAGAGAGCAGGAGAUGCGGAUGAGCCAGCUGGGCAUGGGAGGUAAGGACCCCGUCCCCCCGCCCCCGGGGGCCUCCUCCUCCUCCUCCUCCUGGACCGCGGCGGGCUCGCACCUGCACAGGCCCGCGCCGCCGCCGCCGCCGCCGCCGCCGCUGCCCUCCUCUCUGCCCCAUCCCGCCUGGAGAGGAGCCCUGGAGCCGCAUGCGGGGGACCUGGGCCGAGGCGCCAUGGGCAUGAACAGCCGAGGAGCCGUGGGCGGCGCCAACGUGGCCGCCGGGGCCCCCAACGCCCCCGGCCCCAUGAUGCCCGACGGAGCCAUGGGGCUGACCCCGCCGCCCAACGAGCGCUUCGGCCAGGGCGGUGCCAUGGAAGGAAUCGGGGCCAUGGGCGCCGGCACCCCGGGCUUCGGCCGCGGAGCGCCCGCCAGGGACUUUGACCCCAACAAGCGCCGCCGAUACUAGCCGGGGACGGAGCCCGACCCCCCGGCGCGGGGAGGGGGGCGGGGAGGGGGGCCCCGACGACGCCGGAGCCACGUUCCCAUGCCCGUCCGCCGCCCCCCUUUCCCCCCCCAAAAGACCCCCGCACCGCCUCCGUGCGCCCCGCCAGCCCCCCGGGCCGAAGCCCACCCCCCUACCCGCUCUAGCCCCCAACAGCAAUGUCCCUCACCCCCCGCGGAUAGGAUCGGGGUGAGGAUGGGGUCUGUAGAGGCCCUCUCCGGUUUUGAUUUCUUUUUGUCCCGUUCCGUUCUCCUCCCCCCGACCCCCCCCCCCCCAAAUUAAUCGUAGUUUGUGUGUUGAGACGA
Messenger RNA from Tachyglossus aculeatus (Australian echidna), 2157 nucleotides. RefSeq names its product non-POU domain containing octamer binding (gene NONO). Gene Ontology annotation, cellular component: nucleus. Gene Ontology annotation, biological process: regulation of DNA-templated transcription. Bases 248 to 1816 code for a protein of 522 amino acids. Lineage: Eukaryota; Metazoa; Chordata; Mammalia; Monotremata; Tachyglossidae. The transcript is spliced from 11 exons. The record is from RefSeq and is a predicted model, not a curated record. Gene Ontology annotation, molecular function: RNA binding.